Molecule: messenger RNA, 1783 nt
Organism: Bolinopsis microptera
Lineage: Eukaryota; Metazoa; Ctenophora; Tentaculata; Lobata; Bolinopsidae
Product: prosaposin-like
Exons: 12
Coding region: 85-1515 (476 amino acids)
Source: RefSeq, a predicted model, not a curated record
CUCAUCGUCACAUUUUAACAACGGUUUGUCUUCCUAAUAUACUAUUACUUCGUUUAUUGCAAGUUAACCUUCAUCUGUUUUACCAUGAAGAUCAUCGUUCUUCUUCUUAGCCUUGUUGCUGCAUCAUCGGCUUACAGCCUCAGUAAAGACCACGGUAAGAUAUGCACCCUGUGUAUCGCUACUUUGGAGGAAGUUAAAUCUGCUGCUACCAGCGAUGAAGUAGAGAAUCUCUGCACAGAAGUAGCAGUGACAGUGUGUGCGGUUAUGCCCAAGGCACACCGUGAUGACUGUAAAAAGUUCGUCAGCAGUUUUAUGGAAGAAAACUUCAAUAUAAUCAGAGAGUUUACGAAGAUCUGGGGACCCGAGGAUAUUUGCCAGAUGGUCAUGCUCUGUCCUAAAGAUAAUGUGAGUGCAGUGGAAGGUAAGGUUUGCACCGUGUGUACUGACUCAGUAGCCAUGGUCAGAUUCCUCCUUACUGACCCUAACCUGGAAACAAUGAUCAAAACUUACGUCGAGACUGCCUGCUCUGUAACCGGCUCCCUCGCUCCUCUGUGUAUGAGAGAAGUUGGUCAGCUAGUCGAUCUUGUAUUCUCUGAGGUUAAAACCAUGUUCGACAAUCUCAAAGAUGAAGAUAUCUGCAAAGCUGCACACAUGUGUGCUCAUGACGGAACCGUUCUCUACCAGCCCUUCUCUGCGGCUGUCUCCUCUCCCACACCAACUAUGUGCGAUGCUUGUACUGCAACUGUCAACGAAAUUGAGGCUUUCAUGGCUAUGGAUGAGCUGGUGAAGCUUAUGGAAGAUGUCAGUAAAAUUGCCUGCACUUUCCUUCCCAUCGAACAUUUGACUGACACGUGCGAGGAAAUGACUCAAGACUUUCUGGAUGAGUUCUUCUUCAACCUCAAACAGUUCAUGAACGAUUUUGAUGGUCUCAAGAUCUGCCAAAUGGCCCACGUCUGCGCAAGCGAGGACGUGUUCACGUCCGGACUAGAGCUCUCGUCCGUCAGCCCUCUGUGUGACGUGUGUGAGGACUUCCUCCAUCUUACCCGGACAGCUAUGACUAACCCCGCCCUUGAAACUGCCGUAAACGCGGACGUCAAAGUUGCUUGUGCUUUCACUGGAUUCUUCCACAAAAAGUGUGAAUCGUAUGUUGAUGCGUUCACUGAUGCUAUUUUCGGAGAAGUCAGGGACACUUUCGAAAAGUUUGAUGAUCACAAAACUUGUGUCCUUUUCAAAUUCUGCGAAGAUACCGGCAACAAGACAACUGUGUGUGAUGUUUGCAUGGAUUCAUUCGGCGAGGUGUCCGAGUUCAUGAUUAGUGAGAACCUGAGGAAACUGGUGACAGAUGGUGUUGAUCUAGCCUGUAGAGCUUCAGGACCCCUCAGCAGAAUUUGCAAAGAAGAAGCCAAUAAAGUGAUCGAUAUCAUAUUCGGUGUCAUUGACAAAGUUUUCGAGAUUGAGACAGCAGAGAGAUUCUGUGGCCAAAUCCACCUCUGCAAAAGACCAGCUCUCUUUUAGAAAUCUUCUGAUCAAGAAUAAAAAGAUAUUCAGUGGUAAUGGAGAAACAAAGACGACCGCUCAAUGAAUACUCUUUUUUGGCUGUAUUGAAGAUGGAACAAUGUUUUUAAAAAAGGAUAAUUGACUGAACUUUCAGUUUUAGAUUAUUUUUGGGUUCGAUUCCUCAGUAUCUAUGAUUAGAUUUGUAUUCUUUUCGGGAUCUCUUUUAAUCAUUGAGACAAAUUUGUGGUAUUCUAAGUUUAUUUAUCAUUUAUAUUACUAAAAAUAA